Messenger RNA from Schistosoma curassoni, 612 nucleotides. Lineage: Eukaryota; Metazoa; Platyhelminthes; Trematoda; Strigeidida; Schistosomatidae. The record is from the annotation of a GenBank genome assembly.
AUGUUUUGGUGCAGAAGUUUUGUCUGUCCGGGAAGAAGGGUUUUGACUUUUGUAAAUAGAAGUCUCUUUGUUCAGUGUUCUCCGCUAUGUGGAAGUUUCAAUCGACGGUCCGAGAACCUAUGGAUUUGCAGAAUUCUUAGUAAAUUGUCACCAAGUGACAAAAUGCUCCUGUAUCAAGAAUUAUCCAAGUGCAUCACAGAGAAACCGGACUCCUCAGUGAGUACACAACAAGUUGAGGUAGCCCAUUUGACAUAUGCGCAGCUUAAGUGCAUUUUUAUAGGCAACUGUCUCCCGUUCAUAGGAUUUGGUUUCCUGGAUAAUGCAAUUAUGAUAGUGGCUGGAGAGUAUAUUGACGUGCAAUUCGCAACAUUCUUGGGCAUUUCGACAAUGGCUGCUGCCGGUCUAGGAAAUCUUGUUUCCGAUCUUUUUGGCAUAGGGCUCGUCGGCUACGUUGAAAAGUUCAUGGAAAAAAUUGGCAUUUCUGUUCCCCCAUUGUCUGCAUCCCAACUAGCCAGCAGUUCAGUUCGUUGGUCUAUAGCAAUAGGACGGAUCGUCGGCAUUACUACUGGUUGUCUUCUAGGUUUAUUGCCUCUUGUUUUGUUCAGUUGGUGA